Camellia sinensis is the source of this 600-nucleotide messenger RNA. Lineage: Eukaryota; Viridiplantae; Streptophyta; Magnoliopsida; Ericales; Theaceae. The record is from RefSeq and is a predicted model, not a curated record.
AUGGCCGAAGAAAAAGCAGAGUCUGCUGAAGCCAUCAAAAAAGUUGCCGAGGCCGAGAAGAGAGAUGCCGAGGUAAAAAAGGCUCAAGCCGAAAAAGAGCUUGAGGAGGCCCUAGCCACUAAAAACGCCGAAAUUACUGAAGCCGAAGAAAAAGCUUACGCCCAAGGAAUGACCGAUGUUGCUGAGGACUACAAACUGCAAGUUAGGCAGGCUGAAGCUAUUCCUCUCACAUUCCCUCCUCCUGCUCCACCUUCAAGUCAAGCUGAAGACGAGUCAGAAUCUGAGGCUGAGGAUGAAGAUAAUAAUGAAGAUGAGGCCUUGGUGAGGAAAUCCAAGGAUGCUACUGAGGCCAAGUCCCUUCCUCCAACUGAGCAAGUCAUGGACUUAACCUUGGAUGAAGAGGGUGAUGAGGUUGGGGAGGCGCCUAGGGAAGCUGUUACAGGGCAAUUAUCAUCCGACCUUCUCUUAGCUGAAAGAAGUCUUGACAAAAUGCUUGCAGAGAUUGAUGCCGAACUGGCUGCAGAGAAGGUUGCCGAAGUAGUUCCCCAGGAAUCUGCCGAGGUCCAGACCCAAAUCGCUCCUGAAACUAAAGAAUCAUAA